Dovyalis caffra is the source of this 642-nucleotide messenger RNA. NCBI's taxonomy places the organism in Eukaryota, Viridiplantae, Streptophyta, Magnoliopsida, Malpighiales, Salicaceae. The record is from the annotation of a GenBank genome assembly.
AUGUGGGCUUACCUCUUUGUUAUGUUCUUCAUCAUCGCAGCACUUAUAGGGUUCAUCAUCUUUGCCUAUGCUGUUACCGAUAAAGGGUCGGGCCGUCGAGUCCCGAAUCGUGCUUAUUCUGACUAUUAUCUGCAGGACUAUUCAGGGUGGUUGAAGGAACGAGUAGCUAGUGAUAGCUACUGGCGCAAGAUUGGCUCUUGUAUACGAGAUUCUAAGGUUUGCGGUAAGAUGGGAAGGACUAUUAAUGGUGUCCCUGAGACUGUAGAUAUGUUCUAUAACAGGAAGCUUAGUCCUAUUGAGUCUGGUUGUUGCAAGCCCCCUACAGAAUGUGGUUUCACUUAUCAGAACGAGACGGUAUGGACACCAUCUGGAGGGGUUGUUUACAACACUGACUGUAACAGCUGGAACUCAGAUCAAGAGCAAUUGUGCUAUUCUUGCAAUUCUUGUAAAGCUGGCGUACUAGCCAGUCUCAGGAAGAGUUGGAGGAAGGUUUCGGUCAUUAACAUCAUCAUAUUAAUCAUUCUAGUGAUCGUUUAUGUGAUUGGUUGUGCAGCCUUCAGGAACAAUCGGCGGAUUGAUAAUGAUGAACCCUAUGGUGAAGCAAGGAUGACUAAGUCUCAACCUAGCAGAAUCCAGCUUUAA